AUGUACCACUCCUUCUUUUCGUUCAACGCAUUUGCCAAAGUUUUUAUAGUUCUUGUCUCUUUACUCUCGAUCGUCUUUGGCCAACAGGGCUUUGAUUGUGAUACGGAGAACCCAUGCAAAGUUGGCUGCUGCUCAAAAUCAGGCAGCUGUGGGUUUGGACCCGACUGGUGUAGUCCAGAAAAUUGUAUUGGCACCUGUGAUGCUGUUGCGGAAUGUGGCAAGUAUGCCGCUAUCCCAGACUCAGAAUGCCCCCUGAAUGUAUGCUGCAGCCAGUGGGGAUUCUGUGGCACGACCGAGGAAUUUUGUCAAGUCUCCUCUGCGCCCGGUAAAGGUUGCCAGAGUAAUUGCGGGAAGCCGGAUCGAAAGAAAUGCAGCGCCAACUGGACAAAACGGCGAAUAGCUUACUACGAAACAUGGGCAGAUACCCGAGAAUGCGACCCUUUCAGGCCUGAGGAUAUCCCAGUGAAAGCCCUCACUCACCUCAAUAUUGCGUUCGGUGGAAUUAAAGACUCGAAAAUCUCCAUUGAUGACUCGGAAAUGAUAUCUCGAAUUGUUAACCUGAAACGUCGCAACCGAUCACUUAAAGUGUUUAUUGCUGUUGGAGGAUGGGCCUUUAGUGACCCAGGACCAACGAGGACUGCAUGGUCCGAUAUGGCUGCGGAUAGGAACUCUCGCGGCACUUUUGCAUCGAGUGUCGUGGAUCUACUCGAAACAUACGGCCUAGAUGGUAUUGACCUCGAUUGGGAGUAUCCGGUGGCUGAUGACCGUGGAGGUAGCCCAGAUGAUUUUCUCAACCUAUUCCAUCUUGUCGCCGCCCUGCGAAAAGCCUUUAACUCUCACAACCCUGCAUGGGGUAUUUCUAUGGCAAUUCCCGCAAGUUACUGGUACCUUCAGCAUUUCAAUCUUGCCAGCCUACAAGGCCAGGUCAGUUGGUUCAAUCUAAUGAGCUAUGACAUCCAUGGAAAGUGGGAUAGAGACAAUAAGUACACGGGGCCCUAUGUUCUUGGGCACACCAAUGUUACUGAGAUCCAGGAUGGGCUGGAUCUUCUGCGAAGAGUUGAUGUCGAUCUGCAGAAGGUCAACCUAGGUAUCGGCUUUUAUGGACGGUCUUUCACAUUGGCCGAUCCUAAGUGCAACACACCAGGUUGUAUCUUUCGCGAUGCCGGCACAAGGGGGGAGUGCUCCGGUGAACCAGGCAUUCUUACAUUCAAAGAGAUCAUGGCUCGUCAAAAGCGACUAAACGAGAAAACCAUUCAUUACGAUGAAGAGGCUGGGGUUAAGUAUAUGGUAUAUGAUGAGACUCAAUGGGUCACUUACGAUGAUGCAGAGAGUUUCGGAAAGAAACGUGAAAUCUUGGACAACGACUGCCUUGGGGGAGUCAUGAUAUGGGCAAUAGACCAAGAUACUAACGAUUUUCAAGCGCUCUCUGGUCUUCUUGGUGACGACUUUGUCUCAGGCUCUCUCCUAGAAGGAGGAAGUUUGAGCGAUGAUGAGAAAGCAGGACUGGCCAGUGACCUUGGCGGACUUACGGGUGACGGAUGCUAUGUGACGUUUGGCUGUGCAGGGGAGGACGGCCACGGUAGAUUGAGUAAAUGCAACCCCGGUGAUAUACCCGUUGCGCGGGUUCAUUCUCCUCGCGAGGCAGACAUAAAUCUCUACGGCCUUCUCUCUCACGAAGCAAGUUACUGUCCGAAGGGAAAGUGGAAAACUGUAUGUUGUUCCGCGAAAAGCCCAGCGACGAACUGCGAGUGGGUUGGCCAACCGCAUAGGGACUGGAAACCCUGCACUGGAGGGAAGGGGACCGAUACCUGCGGGCCUUCACGGUACGAACUCAUAACAGAUACCGCUAUUACCGAAACAGGGGAGAAAUUUUGUUCAAGCGGAGCUAGAUCACUUUGCUGCGAUGCGGCCCCAGAUCUCGAGCAGUGUCAUUGGACUCAUUGCACGCAGUUUGGUAACUGUCCACUGGGUGAGAAGCGGAUUGCAAUCCGCGGCGACAAAGAAGGAGGAGCAUCAUGUCGCGAUGGGGAAUGGCAAAACUUCUGCUGUGCUACUAAAGGUAACCCGGAGGUAGAGCCUUCGCGUUUAGAGGACGGAGUCACGGUUAUUAAAUUUCCAACCGCGCAAAUGUGUUCCAUCACACGAUGCAAAUCGACUCAAGUUACGUUUGGGAAGUCGAUGUUACCAGAGCGGACUGGUGGCUCUCCCUCCCCCUGUGGUUAUUUCUAUGAAGGAAUUCAACAUCGGUUAUGUUGCGAUCCUCUCGCCGAACUCGAUUUACCCUUUGAUGUUAAGAAAAUAUUCCCGCAUCCUAUCGGCGAUGAUGUUAUUUAUCAUUACUCUGAUAACUAUGGGAAUAAUGACCGUGACCCAAACGGCCCAGGGGAGACGGAUGUAGGCGAUGAUCCCUACGGCUUUAUUGUUCUUGAUGGCGAUCAAGACGCUCUUCAGGGCAAUUUCCCCAGAGACUUUGUAUUUGUCCACAAAGAUGAUGGGACAGGAAAUCCCCUAAGGAGACGUGAGACCCUCACCCGUGAUGAUCCCGAUCUAAUGUCCUGGGUAUUUGAACAUGAGGAAUCUGAGCACCUAGUAUACUGUCGUAAUGGCCGGGGGCAACAUUGUGAAAAAAUAUUCAGCGGAGGGGCCGCUGAUACUAUCAUUGGGCUUCCGCGGCACAUUGGGUCGGGCCCAUAUGCGCGCGUUGUCUCCAUGGAGCCUGUGGACAACAGUGAGCUACCCAAGUACCAUAUAAGGAAACGCUCAGCGGAGGCACAUAACUCUACUGUUUACAAGUUGCUCUUCGACUACAAUUUUCAGGCGAUUCGCCGAUCAGAUUCGAGAGUGAAUAUCCGGAUUGACUAUACCAACCUUGUUCCCUAUUGGGAUGAGAUGACAGGCAAGGAGUCUGAGACAGGAUCAAUGGAGAGACGUGCUUUGCGCCAUGAGAAACGCUGGUGGGGAGGCUAUACGGAAUGGAUAGAGAAACUCUCGAAGGUCCGCGCGUCAGAUGAAGGCAAGUUACCACUCUCGAUCCAUAAACGGAUGCUUCUUUACCGCCGAAGAGCACAGUGCGCAAGAGGAAACACUGUCCUCAAAGCAGGGCUGGACGUCACUCUUGACGCCAAGUUUGAUAUGAAUGCUAGGUGGGCGUAUUAUGCAGAGGGCACAAUCAUACCUCUAGCUAUCGACAACGUCUAUACAUACUUCGAACUAGAACCUGAAGCUCAAGCAAUCAUUGAAAUUGAUGGAAGUGCCGAGAUGGAGUAUAAGAGUCAGCGGAUAAAGAUUAUUGAUACCCUCUCAUACCCUGGCUUAGCCAUCAAAGGCAUUGCAGCGAUUGGACCGACGUUGGACAUAUAUGGCUCCAUGGCGGCUGGUGCUAAACUUGCCGGGACACUCAAAGCAGGCGGGAAGAUCAAGUUUCCGAAAUAUGAGUUGUAUUUCCCGCAGACAGAGGACGCGGAGAGGUACCAGAAGUUCCCUACUCCCCGAGAGGAAGACGAGCAAAGAGCUGGGGGUGUUGAUACGAUACCCAUCUUGGACGCAAGCGUUGAAGCGAAUGUUCACGUCGAUUUUAUCAUUACACCCGAGGUUAAUUUAGGUAUCAAAGUUAACGCCCCUUCCAUCAAGGGACCGGUAUUGGAUGCUCAAAUAGUCGCAUUCGUAAACAAUACAAUGCGUUUUGAGGUGCAGGCGAAUGCAAAUGGGGGAAUUGAACAACCGCCCGCUGCUUCUUAUAGUAUUUUUAUCAAAUACUUUUACAAUUUUGGUGAGCAUUCAAUCUGCCCAAUCUUGUCUACACUAUAUUUUCCGCUAACACAAAACCUAGGAUAUGCUCGAACAAUUUGGCCCGGUCUUGGUCGUCAAAUUGUUUUAUUCGAGCAUCAUGGCUCCACGGCUGUUUCGAAACGAAAUACAUUAACUUUGGACAGCUAUGAAACCGACAGAUUCAUGCCUUUGUACAGUAGCAAUUCCACGACCCGUCGUCUCAGCAAGAGGGGAGAAGGCCCAGCUGAGGUUCCGUCGUUUGGCAACAGUCUCAAGAGUUUCUUCAACUGCAAUGAUAAAGGCCAGUGCUCCACUGGUGGUUGCAAUGGCGAUGCUUGCGAUUGGAACCCUUCUAAACAAUCUUCACUUUCUAAACGUGAUGAUACUAAUAAUGACGAUGAGGACCCCGUGGAUGUUGAUCCGGUCCAAAACUGUGUGAAUUCAAUUCCUGCGAUGAUGUAUAAUUGCAAGUGGUUUCCAGACGAGCACACUGGAUCUGGGGUGUUCCCAGGUAUCUGCCGCAACAUUCUGCAAUAUUUCACGGAUAAUGGCCUUGGUUCAGGCCCUCUUCAGGCAACCUUCAGUAACAUAGGGAGCUCAACAGAAGGAGCCAACAGAAACUUUGCCUGCGGGUCUCGUUCCUGGCAUUCUUAUGAGAUCAAUGAUCCCAACACAAACAAUUUGAUAACGGUCACCGAGACUUGGUCGCAACGGUGUGCGCGGCAAUCGAAUACUUUCGCUGAUCUAUCCCAAAAGCCGCAUGGCAAACCUGGGAACAAGAACUGGUUUAGUUGCGAUGAGUUUCCAUUUAACUCACUAAAGGAAGGCGGCGCGGGUGCCCAAGUUGACUGUGUUCCUGGAUACCAACAGGAGAUGCAGUCGAAUCUGAACAAAUUGCCACGAGGCUUGGAGCAAGAAGUGACCUGGACGGACAGCCAAGGACAAACCCGAACAGCAUUCAAGCUUUGGUCUAAAGACUGGCAAGCCUCGGCGGCGGUGGGCACCAGACGCGACCCGAAUAAGGAUACAGCAUGGAACUGGGAGCUCAAUAACGAGAAGUCGUUUACUUUUCACCUUUUUAAUUCAGAUUCACUUACAACCACCACGGGCGGAACGUAUGAAGUGUUCAACCACAAGCUGAAAGAUGUUGCCAGCGGCAAAAAUCCUACAGACGACAUAAACAUCGUGGUCGCCGCAAUGAAUACCUUUGAUAACAAGAAAUAUAGAAUGCCAGGCGCCAACGCUUGGUGUCACAAUGUUGGAAAUCCUUUCAGGAAUCACGAAUUAUGGGGAAAUGCUGGAGGCCGGUUCAUUCGGAUUGUAGAGUAA
Molecule: messenger RNA, 5097 nt
Organism: Nannizzia gypsea CBS 118893
Lineage: Eukaryota; Fungi; Ascomycota; Eurotiomycetes; Onygenales; Arthrodermataceae
Product: chitinase A1
Exons: 7
Coding region: 1-5097 (1698 amino acids)
Biological process (GO): carbohydrate metabolic process
Molecular function (GO): chitin binding; hydrolase activity, hydrolyzing O-glycosyl compounds
Source: RefSeq, a predicted model, not a curated record